Vespa velutina is the source of this 594-nucleotide messenger RNA. RefSeq lists its product as uncharacterized. The record is from RefSeq and is a predicted model, not a curated record. Bases 1 to 594 code for a protein of 197 amino acids. Lineage: Eukaryota; Metazoa; Arthropoda; Insecta; Hymenoptera; Vespidae. The transcript has 3 exons.
AUGACUUUGCCCGCCAACGCUCAGUUCUAUUCAAACAUGCUUCGGCAAGUUUUCCUCGCAUUUCAUCUUCUCGCCUUCGGCGCUCUCAUCGUUAAGUGUCGAACCGAAUUGGUCAAUCGAAAACUUUCAAAGGAUGUGAAUUGUAAAACCGCGUCGAAAUUUAGCGAGUUUGAUGUUUCAAUUUGCAACGAUGGUUCACCCAAGGGUCAAGAGCCGAGAAAAGUGCAAAGUAUGAAUAAUGACACGAGAUAUCUUGAUGGGAAUGGAGUGGAAGAAGGACGGAGAAAGAAAAAAGAUUAUGGCAAGCUAUUCAUGUACUUGAUCGGAGCAGCCAAAGCGACCAUGCUUUAUAUCAUGAUCCAUGCUGUAGCAGCUUUAGCGGGAAAAGCUUUAAUAAUUGCAAAAUUUGCUUUAGCUAUUGCAACUGCAGCAAUUUUGAAUAAGGCUCUUGAGCAUAAUGGGAAAACGUCUUAUGAAAUAGUGAAACAUCCUCAUCAUAGCUACGUACAGACUCAUAGUUCAAGUAUUGAUUACGAUCAUCAUGGUGGUUAUGAAAGUGGAUACAGCUAUCGAAAACGACGACGAAUCGUAUAA